Zootoca vivipara (common lizard) is the source of this 861-nucleotide messenger RNA. The record is from RefSeq and is a predicted model, not a curated record. NCBI's taxonomy places the organism in Eukaryota, Metazoa, Chordata, Lepidosauria, Squamata, Lacertidae.
AUGACACACCGAGGCCGAGGAACGACGCAGCCGGAGAGAGUGCAGUGCGCCUUGCCUUGCGCAGCCGGUUUGCGAGGAUCCCGUGACCCAAGAGAGUUCAACCACCUGCUGCGGCUCCAGGCGAACUCUCACCUAAUUUCGUCACCGCCCGAGCACAGUAUUAACCCCUUGCGCAGCGGCCUGGCCUGUCUCUGCCUGCUCUUCUCUGAUCCAGGAAACAGAGUGACGGGCGGCCGGCGAGCGUGCUCACCUGCGAACCGCAAUGCUAUAGUUAUAUGCAUCUCUUUCUUCCCCUUCCAGCGGUCCCUUUUGCUUGCCCUAAUUCUCCUUGCCUGGGCAGAGGCCAAGGGACAGGGCGGCCGCCACCGCCACCACCAGAACUGCUUUGCCGCAGAGGAUGUGCAGGAAGGGUACGUGCCCUCGCUGUUCCGGAGCAGGGCCACACGGUGGGAACGCCAAGCUCCCGUGCAGCUUGUGCCCUACGUGGAGAGUGGAGAGGCCAGUCCACGGAGGCAGCGGAGGCACCACGAGACCAGCUGCCCCGAUCUGAAGGUCCAGGGCACUCUGAACAGAGAAAUCCACGAGCGCUCCAUCUCACCAUGGACAUACCGUAUUGAUGAAGAUGAGGACCGCUAUCCACGCAAACUGUCCAUUGCAGAGUGUCUUUGCAAAGGAUGCAUUGAUGUCAAGACAGGACAAGAGGUGACCUCGCUUAAUUCAGUGCCGGUGUUCCAGAACAUGAUGGUGCUGCGACGCAAGCCGUGCCAACACAACGACGAGGCUGCUGGCUUUACCUUUGAGGUGAAGUACAUCGAUGUACCCGUAGCCUGUGCCUGCGUCCUCCCCCGAUACAGCAGCUGA